CGAUGACUAUCUGGCAUGCGCGCAUCCUCGGUCCAUGACGAACCGUUUAUGCGUCAUAGAAGACCAGCAUGGACCAUAGCAGCCGCCGACACCGACGAUAAUGAUGGACAAAUACAUUGACACCAGAAAGUUCUUUGUCUUGAUCCGUACAGAAGGACAACGUAAACGCCGCCUGCUACGUGGGCUGCACUCUUCCCCUCUACCAUGGCCUCGAUAUAUGGGUUUGUACAGCGACUGUACAAGGCGAGUGUCCCACCGCGAUGUGCAAAGAGCACCGACAGCCCGAUGAUUCGCUUUGGUAUCCUUGGCGCAGCGAAUAUUGCCCCUGCAGCGCUCCUCAAGCCAGUGCUUAGCCACCCAGAGGCGGUUGUCUACGCCGUCGCGGCGCGCAGCCUCGAGAAGGCGCAGGCCUUUGCGAGGAAACAUAGUAUUGAGAAGGCGUACGGUGGGCCGACGGCGUACCAAGAGCUCCUAGACGACCCCAACGUGGACGCGAUCUACAAUCCGCUCCCCAACGGCCUGCAUUAUGAAUGGACCAUGAAAGCUCUGCAUGCGGGAAAGCACGUCCUACUGGAGAAGCCCAGCUCCGAUACAGCAGAUGAGACGCGCGAGAUGUUCGAAUAUGCAAAGUCGAAAGGGCUUGUGCUGCUCGAAGCUUUCCACUACCGGUUUCAUCCUGCGAUACAUCGAGUCAAGGCCAUACUCGACAACGGCGAGCUUGGGGCAAUCAAGCAUGUCGAGGUCACGAUGAAGCUGCCGAAAGGGUUCGCUGCCGAUGACGAUAUUCGCUUCAACUACGAGCUCGGCGGGGGUAUCAUGAUGGACAUGGGCUGCUACACCGUCAACUGCCUGCGUUACAUCCUCGGCACAGACCCACUCGAAGUGCUAUCCUCCAUAUCAGACCUGAUGCCUACAAACGACGGUAGCCCAUCCAAGGUCGACACAGGCACGACCGCGACGUUCGCCUUCCCGGGAGACGCGACAGGCACGGUAACGUGCCACAUGCGCGUGCCUUACAUGCUUGGGUUCAUCCCGCACUUCCCGACGAUACUUCUGACAGUGCACUGCGAGAACGGCGAACUAAAGAUGUUCAACUUUGUCAUGCCGAGUAUGUAUCACACUAUUGAAGUCAGCGCUGGGGACUGGAAGGGCAAUAAGAGUAUGAAGAAGCGCAUCGAGAAGGUGUACAAGCCGACCGAGCCGGGUGCUAAGGGCGAAGAAUGGUGGACGACGUACCGCUACCAGCUUGAGGCCUUCGUCGACAAGGUGAAGGGCCUCACGCCGGAAUACUGGUUACCUGCUGAAGACGCUAUAUCGAAUAUGACCUGGGUGGAGAAAGUAUAUGAGAAGACGGGUCUGGGAAGUCGACCGCAGUCGAACUUCAAGCUGCCUAUUCCAUAGAUAUUUUUACAAGAAGAGCUAGCCGAAGAUCCAGAUGACGGUAUAGGUCAUUCCCUUCGAGCAUGCCUCGUUUAGCUUCACACGUACACGUACGCUGCAUCCAUUCAAUAGCGCACCUCGUACUUUUACGAGCACUCUUUCGUUGGUGAUUUUUUCCAGCGGAUGAUUCUUCCAGAGCUAUUCACAAGCAGGCCGAGAAGCGAUGCAUAUUGUCCCACAACCACACACCCAUGGGAAGACUAAGUUAUGAAAUUCCAUUGGUGGGAGACGUUCUGUGUCAUACGCAAUAUUACAUAUAAAUGGGGUGUGAACCGACACAAACCACCGAUUGUCUAGUUGUUCAUGACUUUUGUCUUCGCCCAUGGCCUCACUUCGUGGUCUCGUGCAUAGAGUAUACAAGGUGAGCCACCCUUUUCACCCAAUGCGAACAGAGUCAACUGUGUGCACUGAUUACGCAGGCCGCCAACCCACCGCAGGUUGAGAAGAGUACCGAGGGCUCGCUGAUACGUUUCGGCAUACUGGGCGCAGCGAGAAUCGCCCCUCCGGCUCUUGUGUCGCCUGCCAAGAACCACUCAGAGGCCGUGGUGUAUGCUAUUGCAGCGCGGAGCCUUGAGAGGGCCCAAGCCUUUGCAGCGAAAUAUGAGAUUGAGAAGAUUUAUGGAGGUCUUACAGCGUAUCAAGGUAUCGACGAACCUGUGUGUUACUAAUGGCGUGCUAACUGUAGUGUAGAUUUACUUGACGACCCGAACGUGGAUGCAGUCUAUAACCCCGUGGGUUACCAAUGAUGGACUGGCAUUGUUUCGCUGUUCUGAGCGUUUACAUAGCUCCCCAACGGCCUUCAUUACGAAUGGACUAUGAAAGCGCUGCAAGCAGGCAAACAUGUCUUGCUGGAGAAACCCAGCUCUGACUCUGCAGACGAGACGCGGGAGAUGUUCGAGUACGCAGAGUCGAAGGGCCUUGUCCUAUUAGAGGCGUUUCAUUAUCGGCAGGUUAUAUCUGAAUUCAAGUCAGCUAUUGAUCAGCUUACGCCCAGCUCGUAGCUUCCAUCCUGCCAUUCAUCGUGUGAAGGCCAUACUGGAUAGCGGCGAGCUAGGGACGGUCAAGCACAUCGAGGUCAACCUGCAAAUCCCAAAGGGGAUCACGAAAGACGGCGACAUACGCUUCGACUACGCGCUCGGUGGCGGCUGCAUGAUGGAUAUGGGUUGUACGUCUUCCGCAUGCGACUCGCUGCGUCCUUCCCCUGCUAGCCACGUUCUCAUCUGCCGGUUCUAGGCUACGAUGUUAAUUGCCUACGCUACAUCAUGGGCACAGAUCCUGUCGAAGUGCUUUCCGCGAAGCCAGACUCGAUGCCCACGAAGGACGGCAGCCCGCCCAAAAUCGACGGGGGCAUGACCGCAAGUUUCGCCUUCCCCGGCGGUGCAACGGGAAGCACGAUCUGCCACAUGCGCACGCCCCCGAAAUUCGGUGUCAUCCCGCGAUUCCCAAAGGUGCAGCUCAGCGUCCGAUGCGAGCACGGCGAGCUCGAGAUGCUCAACUUUGUCAUGCCGGUGCUGUACCACUGGAUUGAGGUCAGCGUGAGAGAGGGAAAGGGUGGGAAGGGGAGGAAGAAGCGCGUUGAGAAAGUAUACAGACCCCUCGAGCCGAGUGUCAAAGGCGAAGAGUGGUGGACGACGUGCGUAUCUCGUCAGUUAGC
Molecule: messenger RNA, 3094 nt
Organism: Phanerochaete carnosa HHB-10118-sp
Lineage: Eukaryota; Fungi; Basidiomycota; Agaricomycetes; Polyporales; Phanerochaetaceae
Exons: 8
Coding region: 205-1401 (398 amino acids)
Molecular function (GO): nucleotide binding
Source: RefSeq, a predicted model, not a curated record